This is a messenger RNA of Chelonia mydas (Green sea turtle), 2227 nucleotides long. RefSeq lists its product as uncharacterized. The record is from RefSeq and is a predicted model, not a curated record. The transcript is spliced from 3 exons. The annotation marks the transcript as partial. Gene Ontology annotation, molecular function: nucleic acid binding; zinc ion binding; RNA-DNA hybrid ribonuclease activity. NCBI's taxonomy places the organism in Eukaryota, Metazoa, Chordata, Testudines, Cheloniidae. Gene Ontology annotation, biological process: virion assembly.
AUGCAGGUCUAUACUCAUGCACCUUUUAAUCCUAUGGACCUGGCCGCUUUCAAAGCACAGGCUGGAGAAUUUUCUAUCAACCCCAGCAAGUUUGUAUCGGUUUUUGAGGGAUAUCUUAGCAGUUACAAGCCAGACUGGGAUGACUGUAAUGUCCUUCUGCGAACAUUAUUGACUGAGGUUGAACGAGAACAGGUCAUAGCUAAAGCAAGGGAGGAAGCAAAGAGGCGAUAUGACCAGGACUGUAACAAUAUCCCGACCCCAGAUGAUCAGGUUCCUAUAAAGGAUCCUAGGUGGGACCCAAAUGACAAUCAGGCUAUGACCCACCUCACCUCCUAUAAGGAGCUGCUACUGUAUGGACUCCGUCAUGCAGCUGUCAGACAGAAUAAUUGGACUGAACAAUAUAAGGUAGUGCAGGAUCCAAAGGAAAGCCCUGGAGCCUUUUUACAGCGCAUUCGAGACCCGAUCCGACAGUAUACCAAUGCAGAUCCUAAUGAUCCGCAAACUGAGGCAAUUAUUAAAGGAGUAUUUACAAGCAGGGCAGCCCCCGACAUUAAGAGAAAGCUACAGAAAAAGGAGGAUUUGAUGGGUAUGACCAUGGCACAGAUUUUAGAAGCAGCAAAUCGAGUGUAUAGUUUAAGAGAAGUGGAGAAGGAGAAGAAGCAAGUGAGAUUGAUGGUAGCGGCGGUGCAGGCAGGCAUGAAGGGAAGUGAACGAAAAGGAAGGGGCCGUGGACGCGGACGUCCAGGCCUGCGGGAGAGACGACUGGGGCGCAAUCAGUGUGCCCUGUGUCGGCACGAGGGACAUUGGAAGAAUGAGUGCCCAAACAAGAAGGAAAGGGAGGCCACCGUGAGUCUCCUGAAUUUUGUGGGACUCCGAGGAUAUCGGGUAGCACGAAGUAAGGCUCAGAUUGCUGUCCUGCAGGUACAGUACCUCAGGUUCUACAUACGGCAGGGGGAACGCCAGCUUUCAAAUGAGAGGAAGGAAGCCAUAUGCCAAGUUCCUAUCCUGAGUAAUCGCAAGCGGCUCAGAGCAUUUCUGGGGAUGGCAGGCUUCUGUAGGAUAUGGAUUCCAGAGUUUGGACUAUGGGCUAGACCCCUGUACGACUGUGUAAAAGGAGCAGACCAUGACCCCUUUCACUGGACCCCAGAGGCUGACAGGGCAUUUCAAAUCCUGAAAAGAAAGCUGAUGGAAGCCCCGGCUCUAGGUCUGCCAGAUCUCUCCAAGCCGUUUCAGUUGUAUGUACAUGAACGAAAGGGGGUGGCCCUGGGAGUACUCACACAGCUGCUAGGAGCAUGGAAACGUCCGGUGGCAUAUUUUUCUAAACAACUGGACCAAGUAGCCAAGGGCUGGCCAGCGUGCCUGCAGGCAGUGGCAGCCACCGCCCUGACCCUGGCAGAAGCAGAGAAACUGACACUAGGGGGAACAAUACAGGUUUUUACACCACACAUGGUACGCGCUUUACUGGAUGUUAAGGGCGGCCUCUGGCUCACACAAGCGCGUAUGGCAAGAUACCAAGCAAAGCUCUUAGAGAACCUUGAGGUCACACUGCAUCCUUGUCCAUCCAGCCUUAACCCUGCCACCCUCUUACCAGAAACUGAGAAACAGGAACAUGACUGUUUGGAGAUCAUAGAUGCCCAAUAUUCUAGCCGCCCGGGCUUGAAGGAUGUGCCCCUCCCAAAUGCAGAUUAUGAGUGGUACACUGAUGGCAGCAGCAUGGUGAUAAAUGGGCAAAGAAGGGCAGGUUAUGCCAUUGUGACCCUCCAUGACACCAUGGAAGCUGAAAGUUUGCCUGCUGGGACCUCUGCCCAGUUGGCUGAGCUAGUGGCCCUGACCUGUGCACUCGAACUGUCCUAAGGAAAACGGGUCAAUAUUUUCACUGAUUCCAAAUAUGCUUUUGGUGUGCUGCAUGCUCCUGCUGGCCUGUGGAAGCAGAGGAGAACGCUGACAGCCCAAGGCUCCCCAGUCAAGUACGGGCCCCAAAUUCUCCGACUCCUAGAGGCCGUGCAACUCCCUUUGGAAGUGGCGGUGGUACACUGUAAGGCCCCUCAGAGGGAGGAUCAAGAUGUGACCAGGGGUAAUGCCAGGGCAGAUAGAGAGGCGAACCAUGUUGCCACCCUGACAUCCCCUCAGACUGAGAACACCUCUAUGCGUGCCCUUAUCCCAUCAGUGGGGGAGCUCCCGACCCCUCAGUAUUCUGGGGAGGAGAAACAGCUAACUUACAAACUCG